This is a messenger RNA of Sinocyclocheilus rhinocerous, 1476 nucleotides long. RefSeq names its product forkhead box protein I1-like. The transcript has 2 exons. Lineage: Eukaryota; Metazoa; Chordata; Actinopteri; Cypriniformes; Cyprinidae. The record is from RefSeq and is a predicted model, not a curated record. Gene Ontology annotation, molecular function: DNA-binding transcription factor activity, RNA polymerase II-specific; RNA polymerase II cis-regulatory region sequence-specific DNA binding. Bases 95 to 1171 code for a protein of 358 amino acids. Gene Ontology annotation, biological process: regulation of transcription by RNA polymerase II; anatomical structure morphogenesis; cell differentiation.
UGACCAAUCCACCUGUGUUAGACAGAGGCAGCAGAGCAGAAGGAGGUGUUUUCCCUCAGAACGACAGAACAAACAGAAGAAAUAGGAGGAAAGCAUGACGUCAUUUGUUCCUCAAGCCCUUUCACCCCAGUUCCACAGCAUGGGGCCGGAGUCCCAAGAGUUCAGCCUGUACGGUGACAACUUCUACAGCACUCAGCCUGUGCCUAGUCCACAGCAAACCCCACCGUCCGCUUACGAUUUCGGAGAAUACGCCGGCCAGACCUCCAACCCUUACCUGUGGUUCAACGGACCCGGGCUCAAUCCGGCUCCGUGUCUCAGCGGAGGGCCUCAGCACUACGGGAUGACGAAGCCGUACGUGGCCGCAGGCGGAAUCGGGGGCUCGGACGGUAGUUUCAGCUGGUUCUCCCUGCCUUCCCAAGAAGAUCUGAUGAAACUCGUGAGGCCUCCUUACUCUUACUCAGCCCUUAUUGCGAUGGCAAUACACGGAGCCCCAAACCGUCGCCUCACUCUCAGCCAGAUCUACCAGUAUGUGGCUGACAACUUCCCCUUCUACAACAAGAGCAAAGCCAGCUGGCAGAACUCAAUCCGGCAUAAUCUCUCGCUCAACGACUGCUUCAUGAAAAUGCCCAGAGAUGACAGCGAUCCAGGUAAAGGAAACUACUGGACCCUUGACCCAAACUGUGAGAAGAUGUUCGAUAAUGGCAACUUCCGUCGCAAGAGGAAGAGAAAGUCUGACUCUCUGGCUGAAGAGGAGGGAAAAGGCUAUUCUGGGUCGGACUCGGCUCUAUCGAGUCCUAAAGAGCCCAGCGACUCCUCAGAGAGAGGAAACUCUCCGGUCUCCACAGAUCCGACUCCGUGUCUCAAUGGCUUUCUAAGUCAAAUGGGUGAUGUGGCUUCAGGCUCGAGAGAGGCUCUUCUCCCAUCUCCCCUAGCUUUGCCUUUGAGCCAAAGAUCUUCUCCGCCUGGGGUGUAUGGCUCGUACUCGCCGAGCGCUACCGUGCCGCAAUGGGAAACCCAUAUCCCUCAUCCCCUCCCAUCCAACGUCUCCACUUCGCCCCCUUCGUACACAGACAGCUAUAGUGACUCUAUGCUCAACCAGUACAGCAGCCAGCUCUAUCCAGUGCUGGGCCCCUCUGACUUGCUGUAUCUGCGGGAGGGAACAGAGGUGUAGCAUGGGACAUAGCGCCGUCAGGUGAACACUUGAGGGAGCGGUCGGCCUGCAUCGUGAGCCAAGUUCCCACCGCAGUGCCUGAGUCAGCAGGUCCGAGUGGAUGCAGAGGAGAUUCCCUCUAUCAGACAGUUGUGUGAACGCUCUCACACGCUCUUCUCAGACUCACCUGCUGACAUCAUCUAAUUCAUGUUGCAGCUGAAAGACAACAGUAAUCGCCUCGGGCUACUGCUCUCAGUCCCGUUUUUUAUGUUGUGGUUUGUGUUAUGUUUUUGCAAUUCUGUUCAAUUGAAGCCUGGAACAUACGU